AUGCGCCGUCGCCUUCCGCCGGAGCCACCGCGCAUUUCGGCCACUCGCCGCCGUCUCCGACCAACGUUCGCCGGAGCCGCCGUGACCGGCCACCGUCCGUUCGCCGCCGGGAAGCUGCCGCCGUGUCGCCGCCGCACCCCCGCCGUCGCCGGCGACUUUCUGAUGCCGCCUAGGAAGAGAGUUGUUUGUACUCAGGCCGUCAGAGAUGUUAGAGAGGUUGAGGCUGAGGACGAGCAUGUCCAGCCCGCAGUUCCACAGCAGGCGGCUCCGCCUAUUGAUCAGGAUGCUUUGAGACAGAUGGUUCAGGAUGCGGCUAGGCAGGCUGCACAGGAAGCAGUCCAGCAAACUGCACAGGAGGCUGCCCGAGUAGCUGCUCAGGAGGUUGCCAGACAGAUGGCUGCAGUUCAGCAGGGUCAGCAGAUUCCGCAUGGUCCUCAGGUUCAGGUGCAGCAGGGUCCGCAGAUUCACAUGCAGCAGGCCCCACCUGUUCAGCAUGAUCACCAGGUUCCUCAUCAGCCGGCUCCAGCUCAGCAGUAUCCUCAGGUUCCCGUUCAGCCUGUUCCAGGAGUUUUUCAGGUUCCACCGCCACCACCUGCUUUCCCAGUUCAGGUGCCCGAGGUUGAUGAGACAUUUAUCAGGGUGUUGGGACAGAUGAAGUAUGUGAGUUUGGAGCAUUUCAGUGGGACGACGGAACCUACAGUUGCUCACGAUUGGAAGCACAGUUUGGAUAAGUGUUUGAAGACCAUCUCGUGCCCGCCAAGGCUCAAGCUUAACAUCGCUGAGCUUUAUUUGCGUGGAGAUGCAUCAAUCUGGUGGGAUGGAGUGAGAUUGAUGCACCGUGGCAAGCUGACAUAUGAUGAUUUUCUUUACGCAUUCAACAAGAAGUAUUUCCCGAGAGAAGCUUUGCAUGAGAAGAAGAAUGACUUCGAGCAUUUGAGGCAAGGAGCAAAGUCCGUGAGGGAGUAUGAGCGGGAGUUUAACCAACUCCGCAGAUUUGUGGGUAACACCAUUGAUGUGGAGGAUCUGAUCAGGAGGUUCUUAGAUGGGAUGCGAGUAGAGCUUCGUGGUAGAUGCAGUGUGGUUACCUACACCAGUUUGGAGGAUCUGGUAGAGAAGGCGGCUGUGCAGGAGAAGUGUAUGGUAGAGUUGCAGAAGUUCUCCAAAGCAGUUCAGCCUAAGGCCGGAGGGACUUCAGGGUCACAGAAGAGGACUUGGGAACAGAAUGGAGUACCCCAUUGUGGGCGUUGUCGUCGCCAGCAUAUUGGGGAAUGUAUCCAGUGCUUUAACUGUGGUCUGUUUGGGCAUAUCUCGAGGAAUUGUAGGAAGCCGCCACGUACUCAGGUUGCAGCGCCAGCAGCGGCAGUAGCACCAGCAGCGGCAGCGAGGAACUGUUACGGCUGCAACCAGCCAGGUCACAUUUACAGAGAUUGUCCGAGGAGGGGCAAUGCAGCGCUUCCACCACCACCGAAGCGUCCAGCCAUCGCUCCACGUGUGUUUGCGGUUGGAGAUCCCCAGGGAGCUGAGCCGAUAGCGGGAUCGGUUUCGGUUGGAGGAAAGUCCGCUUAUACCUUAUUCGACACGGGAGCAUCUCAUAGUUUUGUGAGUCCGCGCUUAGUCCAGUCUUGGUAUUUUCGGAGUGACUUCGAACCGAAGGCUAAGCAGAUUCAGACUGCCGGCACGGAGAAGUUGGGAGCAGUUGGCAUUCAUCACGAUGUACCAGUUAUUCUUGGAGGAGUUGAGCUGCUCGGAGAUUUGACGGAGUUGGAGAUGAGCUUAUACGAUGUUAUACUUGGGAUGGAUUGGUUGUCGCGACAUCGAGUAGUCUUGGAUUGUCCGAAGGCAAGAGUUAAUAUCCCUAGAGAAGAAGAAAAUAUCAUUUACGAGGGCAUUCAGACAAACCGGGAAAUUCCUAUCGUCUCCAUGUUGUGUGCAGAAGAAUUAUUGGAGGGUGGAGCAGAGGGAUUUUUGGCAACCAUUUCGAUGGUUAAGGAGGAUGGUAAACAGAAGCUGCAUGAUAUUCCAGUGGUCGCCGAGUACGAGGACGUUUUUGAGGCUUUAAAAGGGCCACCACCAGCUAGAGCGGACGUUCUUACGAUAGAAGUAGAGCCAGGAGCAACACCAGUUUCACGAGCUCCAUACCGUCUCGCACCAACAGAGAUGGCAGAGUUAAAGAAGCAGUUGGAGGAGCUAUCUGAUAAGGGGUUUAUCAGACCGAGUACGUCACCGUGGGGAGCACCAGUGUUGUUUGUGAAGAAGAAAGAUGGGAGUUUUAGACUUUGUAUCGACUAUAGAGGUCUGAACAAAGUGACCAUCAAGAAUAAGUACCCGCUCCUGCGUAUCGACGAGUUGUUAGACCAGUUUCAGGGAGCUUCAUGGUUCUCUGAGAUUGACUUGGCAUCGGGAUACCACCAGAUUGCGAUAGCUGAGGGAGAUGUGCGGAAGACGGCAUUCCGUACACGUUAUGGACAUUAUGAGUUUGUGGUGAUGCCAUUUGGGUUGACAAACGCACCGGCAGCAUUCAUGAAACUCAUGAAUGAUGUGUUUCGAGAGCACUUGGAUAAGUGUGUGAUCGUUUUCAUCGACGACAUCUUGGUUUAUUCUCGGAGUAGAGAAGAGCAUGCUGAGCAUUUGCAGAUUGUGUUGGGUAAGAUUCGGGAACAUGAGUUGUUUGCCAAGCUGAGUAAGUGUAGCUUUUGGCAGAGGAAGAUUGGAUUUUUGGGUCAUGUGGUUUCAGAAGCAGGAGUUGCCGUUGAUCAGGAGAAGAUUAUCGCCAUUUCAGAGUGGCCGACACCUAAGAGUGCGACGGAGAUCCGCAGUUUUCUCGGUUUGGCAGGCUACUACAGAAAGUAUGUCAAAAGUUUUGCUGGCAUUGCAAAGCCAAUGACACGGCUAACAGGAAAAGACCCCGAUUUUGAUUGGACAGAUGAAUGUUCGAGGAGUUUCACUGAGUUGAAGCGACAGCUGGCCCAUGCGCCAGUUUUGGUACUUCCGAGGCCAGGAAUACCAUAUGAGGUCUACACUGAUGCGUCAGGCACCAGAUUGGGAUGUGUACUGAUGCAGGAGGGACAGGUCAUUGCCUAUGCAUCACGACAGUUGAGGCCUCACGAGGCCAAUUAUCCUACGCAUGAUUUGGAGUUGGCAGCAGUUGUAUUUGCAUUGAAGAUCUGGAGGUCAUACUUAUAUGGAGAGAAAGUGAAGAUUUUCACGGACCACCAGAGUCUGAAAUACAUAUUUACGCAGGCGGACUUGAAUUUGAGGCAGCGAAGAUGGAUGGAGUUGUUAGCAGACUACAACUUGGAGAUCGCAUAUCAUCCGGGAAAAGCCAAUCAUGUGGCAGAUGCCUUGAGUAGGCGCAGAAGCGAUGUAUCGGGAACCAAAGAGGUUCAAGAGCUUACUGGGGCACUUGCUAGUCUCAGAUUGUGUGCAGUUACCGUGGAGGGAGAGACAGUUGGCGCUGAGGCUGUAGAGCAGGCAGAUUUACUGUGGAGGAUACGCAAAGCUCAGGAUAAUGAUGAAGCUUUGUGUAAGCAGAUCGAGAUGGAGAGUAUUGGUUAUCAUACAGCCUCCAGCGGGAUGUUCAUGUAUCGGAAGCGGGUUUGUCUGCCAGAUAAUGAGCCGUUAAGGAAGGAGAUCUUACGGCAAGCACACCACUCAGGGAAUACGAAGAUGUACAGGGAUAUGAAGCGAUAUUACCAUUGGCCUGGUAUGAAGAGGGAUGUUGCUUCAUUUGUAGCUCACUGUCAAACGUGUCAGAUGGUUAAGGCCGAGCAUCAGGUGCCUAUCGGAUUAUUACAGAUCCUACCUUUGCCAGAGUGGAAAUGGGACAUGGUAACCAUGGAUUUUGUGACGGGUUUGCCGACCACAUCAGGAGGGAAAAAUGCCAUAUGGGUGAUCGUGGAUAGACUUACCAAGUCAGCCCAUUUCCUAGCGAUUAAGAAGACAGACAAAGCUGAUCAGUUGGCACAGAUCUACAUUAGCGAGAUUCUGUGA
Messenger RNA from Brassica napus (rape), 3990 nucleotides. RefSeq lists its product as uncharacterized. The coding region runs from base 1 to 3990 and encodes 1329 amino acids. Lineage: Eukaryota; Viridiplantae; Streptophyta; Magnoliopsida; Brassicales; Brassicaceae. The record is from RefSeq and is a predicted model, not a curated record. The transcript has 4 exons. Gene Ontology annotation, molecular function: zinc ion binding; nucleic acid binding.